Messenger RNA from Athene cunicularia (burrowing owl), 2492 nucleotides. It is a transcript of the gene MTCH1, whose product is annotated as mitochondrial carrier 1. NCBI's taxonomy places the organism in Eukaryota, Metazoa, Chordata, Aves, Strigiformes, Strigidae. The annotation marks the transcript as partial. The transcript has 12 exons. Gene Ontology annotation, biological process: positive regulation of apoptotic process. The record is from RefSeq and is a predicted model, not a curated record. Gene Ontology annotation, cellular component: membrane; mitochondrion.
CUCGCCGCCGCCAGCCACCCGCUGCUCUACGUCAAGCUGCUCGUCCAGGUUGGGCAUGAGCCACUACCUCCGACCGUUGGAAGAAACGUGCUGGGAAGGAAAGUCCUGUACCUGCCCGGCUUUUUCACCUAUGCCAGACACAUCGUGGAAGUGGAUGGGAAAAGAGGCCUCUUCCGCGGUCUUACUCCUCGCCUCAUCUCAAGCACUUUAUCAACCAUCACCAGGGGGAGUGUGAAGAAGGCAUUUCCACCGGAGGACAUGGAGCACGUUUCUAACAAGGAUGAUGUGAAGACCUCCCUUAGGAAAGUGGUGAAAGAGACAUCUCAUGAGAUGAUGAUGCAGUGCGUGUCCCGGGUUGUCUCACAUCCGCUGCACGUGAUCUCUAUGCGCUGCAUGGUCCAGUUUGUGGGCCGGGAAGUCAAAUACAGCGGUGUGUUCAGUGCCAUCGGCAGGAUAUUUAAGGAAGAAGGGAUCCUGGGAUUCUUUGUCGGUUUAGUCCCUCACAUCCUGGGGGAUGUCAUCUUCCUCUGGUGCUGCAACCUCUUGGCUCACUUCAUCAACACCUACGCAGUGGACGAUAACUUCAGCCAGGCAUCGGUGAUCCGGAGCUACACAAAAUUCGUGAUGGGGAUUGCUGUGAGCAUGCUGACAUACCCGUUCCUUCUCGUGGGAGAUCUCAUGGCAGUGAACAACUGUGGGUUGCGUGCCGGCCUCCCUCCCUACGCUCCCGCGUUUACAUCCUGGAUCCAUUGCUGGAGGUACCUCAGUGCUCAGGGGCAGCUGUUCCGUGGCUCCAGCCUGCUCUUCCGCAGAGCGCCCAUGCCAGCUGCCUGCUUCCACCUUGACUGACUCCUCGCCAGGGAGAGGUGAUGAACUUGGACUCCUCAAGAAACCCUAAGCUUGUUUCGAUAUAUGUAUAUUUUUUCUUUUCGAUCCGAAGUCCAUGGUGCCAGAACAAGCCACCUCCUCUCCAGCAAGACCAGCAACAAGUUGGCUUCUGGAGAUCUGGCUUCAGGCUCCAGCUGGACCAAAGCUCCAUCCUCAUGGCUGUCUCGACUGGGACAUGUAGCAGAGCGAGCAGAAGGGUGUUGUCUUCUUUCUUUGGUCCAGGCUGUAGCUCUGGAGUCACUGGAGGAAGUCCAGGAAACCAGAAAAUGCCCAGGUACUAAGUGAGCCAGCUCCAAGGUGCAGGCACGGGACAAAAGACUGCUUCAUUCUGAGCUGAGAAGCAGCGAGAGAUCUGAGGUCACCUUGCUGGAAGGCUGUGCCAGCUGACCCGUGCCCUGCCUCAUCUCUUCUGGAGAGGGCAAACAUUUGUGUUUGGGCAGCUCAUCCUGGGUGAGAUCAACCCUGCGACCUGUAUUUAAGGUUUGGAGGGUACCUGAACACCAGGGAGCACACCACCUCCCAUGGGCGUGAAAGGGAAGUUAGAACAUUAAAGCAGAAAAUGGAAAAAGGGACACUACAAAGAACAGCACAGUCCCAAAGAGACCAGCAGGGCUCAGCUCCAGGGCAGUGCUGGACUUGGACACGGAGAGCGUGCGUGGGGAGGGGCGUGUGUGGCAGAUGGUAACGGCUUGGGGAAGCGUUUUGCAGUGGGACGGGCUGUAUUUAGGAUACACCCAACAGAGCUGCUGGGUGUAACCUGGGCAGGCAGCCCCUACACAUUUCUCGGGAGCAGUGGGUCCCAGGUUGGACCAGCCCAUGUUUGGGUGCAGCAUGUCUCUGUCUCUGCCCGUGAGCAUCUCCCAGCCCGCAGGACCACGAGCCCCGCCGGACUCCUGCCAAACCCGAGUGGUGUCGAUUCGCCGAUGGACACAGAGCUGCGUGUCGCGGUGCUGGGUGGCUGUGUGGCAGCAUCCUGGUAACAGCUACACACCGAAGGGUUCGCCUUGCAGGAGGGACACUCGGUCUGUUGCCCCCUGGAAUAAUGAAAAAAACCCUUGAGCUGGCCAGAGUCUUGCAAAGCGUCAGGGUCAGGGGCUCCCCGUGCACGCAGGGGCAUGGCUGGCUUCUGUGUAGCAGAGCAGGGUUUAUCCUCAACUCCCCAGAUGAGGUUUUUUUGCACUGGUCUGUGCUGUCACAGCAGCCAGGCAGAUUUCCCCCCAUUUUAGUUCCCCUACAAAGCAGUUUUUUUGCACAGAGGUGUUGCUGCCCUCUUGGGAAGAGGUUUUGGAGUCCUUGAGCAGCAGCUGGGGUCACAUCUCAUCCUGGUCCCUGGAGACCCCAACCUGCCAUCGCACUGGGGUCUUCCUCCAUCAGGCAGGUUUGAUCCACACCUCCCAGCCAGGGCACACGGGACAGCACUGGUACAUGCUGGGACCAACAGUCCCCACCCAGCUCCCUUUGGUGUCGUGAAGUCAGUCCUGUCUGUCCUCCCUCCCUCACAGUUUGUGUUACAGUAUCAGAAGUUAAAUAAUGCAUGACCCUGUUCCUUAACACCAGAGAUUAUUUCAGAGGAUUUAACUAUGCUCCAAAAUACAGCUAUAAAA